This is a messenger RNA of Thrips palmi, 623 nucleotides long. RefSeq names its product keratin-associated protein 6-3-like. The record is from RefSeq and is a predicted model, not a curated record. Lineage: Eukaryota; Metazoa; Arthropoda; Insecta; Thysanoptera; Thripidae. The transcript has 2 exons. Bases 47 to 532 code for a protein of 161 amino acids.
UGCAGUCCGAGUCUGUUCCCACAGCCAAACCCAGCCCCCGGUCGAGAUGGCUUUCAAGCUGGUGCUCCUGUCCGCGCUGGUGGCGUGCGUGCAGGCCGGAGGCCUCAUCGGCGGCUACGCCUCGUCCUACGGCUACGGCCACAGCCUGCCCCUGGCCGCCCCGCUCGUCUCCUCGCCCAUCGUGACCAAGACCACCGUCACCACCACCCCCAUCAUCACCAAGACCCACCUGGCCGCGCCCCUGCCCCUGGCGUACGGCCACGGCUACGGCCACGGUCUGGGCUACUCCAGCUUGGGCUACUCCGGCCUCGGCUACUCCAGCCUGGGCUACUCUGGUCUGGCCCACCACGGCCUGGGCUACUCCGGCCUGGGCUACUCCGGUCUGGGCUACUCCGGUCUGGGCUACUCCGGUCUGGGCUACUCUAGCCUCGGCCACCACGGUCUCGGCUACUCCGGCCUGGGCUACUCGCACGGACUCGGCUACUCCGGCCUGGGCUACUCGCACGGUCUUGGCUACUCCGGCCUGUGGUGAAAAGUGAUCUCACCAAUAGUCAAUUGAUAAUCUGUGAUGACAACAACUCGAGCUUUAUCCCAAAGUCAAUAAAAACGCUCAACAAAACAAA